Erythranthe guttata (spotted monkey flower) is the source of this 2240-nucleotide messenger RNA. RefSeq names its product Ca2+-activated RelA/spot-like protein (gene CRSH). Gene Ontology annotation, biological process: guanosine tetraphosphate metabolic process. Lineage: Eukaryota; Viridiplantae; Streptophyta; Magnoliopsida; Lamiales; Phrymaceae. The record is from RefSeq and is a predicted model, not a curated record. Gene Ontology annotation, molecular function: calcium ion binding.
UGAACACCAAAAAGAGAAUUGAGCAAUUUAUCAUUUUAUCUAUUUUCCUCUUUCUUUGGUUCUAGGAAUAAAAUGUGUAAUAUGUUUAGUCUUUGACGUGGCCUCGCAAACAACUGACAAUUGUGGCUAAUCAUCAUUCAUUUGCGUUCAAAGGGAGUGGCGGAAAAUCUAUUUAGCUUAUUUUCCCCCUUUUUCUCCAGUUUUGCCGGCCGGCAAACAAGCCAGAGAGAACUGAUGGAGCUUCAUCUCAGUCUCAACUCCCCAAGCCGUGGUAUCCAGUUAUCUUCGAAACCCAAUAGCACUGUAUUGGUUAAAUUCACCUCCAUUAACAGUAUCUCUUUAUCCUUGGAGAAUAAGAUCCGCCGCCGCCGCCGGAGAAAAAUAUCAUCGUCGUCGUCGGUGGUGGCGUUGGAGCAACCCGGAGGGAAGAUGGUGGUGGAGCUGGUGGGGGCUUUCAAUGAGCUGACGGGGAGAAUGAGCCACAGCAGCCUUGUGUCGAGCAGGUUGCUUUUCAAGGUUUUGAAGCUAUCUAUUCCGAUUCUCCACUCUCUCCCACUUCUCCCCGACGGUCGAUCUCCCCUCUCCAAAGCCCUUUCGGUUGCCUUUAUUCUUGCAGAUCUGCAGAUGGAUGCAGAAGUAAUUAGUGCUGGAAUACUGAGGGAAGUGAUAGAGGGAGGUGGCGGAAUAUCCAUAUACCAAUUGAGGGAUCGGAUUGGCAGCACAGGCACAGCUCAUCUUAUACACGAAAGCAUGCGCUUAAAAAACAUAUCUUCAAAAGUUGUGGAUGACGAUGCCCUGGACGAUGAGACUGCAUCGGCCUUGAGGAAGUACUGCCUCACUUACUAUGACGUCAGGGCUAUUAUUCUUGAGUUAGUCCUCAAGCUCGACACUAUUAGGCACCUCCAUUAUCUCCCUAGGUACAAGCAGCAAAUGAUUUCUCUACAUGUUAUUAAGAUAUAUGCCCCACUCGCACAUGCUGUUGGAAUCAACCACUUAUCCCUUGAACUCGAGGAUUUGUCCUUCCAAUAUUUGUUUCCUCAUUCAUACAUUUAUGUGGACACAUGGUUGAGAAGUCACGAGACUGGGAGCAAGCCUCUGAUAGAGAUAUUCAAGGACCAGCUGCUACGAUGCUUGAGAUCCGAUCACUAUCUAACUGAAAUGGUACAAGACAUAUCCGUUGAAGGUCGCUACAAGAGUCGUUACAGUACAAUGAAGAAACUGUUGAGAGAUGGGCGUAAACCUGAGGAAGUGAACGAUGUAUUGGGAUUAAGAGUAAUAUUGAGUCCAAGGCCUGAUAUAGAGCACGUCGAAAAGGCCUGCUACAGAGCACGUGAGAUUAUCCAAUCCAUUUGGAAAGAGAUGCCUGCCAGGUCCAAAGACUAUAUCAUGCAUCCAAAGGCUAACGGAUACAAGAGUUUACACAUGGCUGUUGAUAUCAGUGACAAUGGUGGAACAAGACCAUUGAUGGAGAUACAAAUACGAACAGCGGAGAUGGAUAUGUUGGCAGCCGGUGGAACUGCAUCCCAUGCAUUGUUCAAAGCUGGUCUCACUGAUCCACAAGAGGCAAAGCGGCUUAAGGUGAUUAUGAUGGCGGCAGCAGAACUAGCAGCAGUGCGCCUUAAAGAUUUCCCUUCAAGGACAAAUCAUAAUAAAGGUCAUGCGGAAAUUGAUGAGAGGAACAGAGUGUUCCUUCUGCUGGACAAGAAUGGAGAUGGUAAAAUCAGUAUAGAAGAGCUUAUGGAAGUAAUGGAAGAACUUGGUGCUCAAGGAGAAGAUGCUAGGGAGAUGAUGCAACUCCUUGAUUCAAAUACUGAUGGUUCUCUCAGCUCUGAUGAAUUUGAUUUGUUCCAGAAACAGGUUGAUAUAAUGCGAAAUCUAGAGUUGAGUGACGUCCAAUACAAGACAAUGUUGAAUGAGAAGCUUCAAAUGGAAGAUUGCAAUGGGCUGACUCAAGUACAUAGUGAAGAGCAGCUUCCUCUAAACUAGCUUAUUGUUAAUGAUCAACAAGAUCAAUAUUUUGGUUCAGUUGUAGAGAGAGUCAUUUAGUUGCACAUAGCUUCUCAACUAGUAAGUAAUGUGUGAAUAGGACUCAGACUAGCGUAGAAUCGACUAUCGAUCAGUCACCUGCAAUCCCAUGUAAUGUAAAUACGUACUAGUAGACAUGGAGUAUUUAUCUGGAGGAGUGUGUCAUAUAUGACAUUUAUCUAUAUUUAAGAAUUUCUGAAGUAUUUAUCUAUUUG